AUGAGGCUGUACGUGGAGAAGGUGAAGAAGACGACGCCGCCGCUCAGCCACACGAGCAGGGGCCCCCCGAGCAGCACCACGCGGGCCCGCCGCAGGAAGGGUGCCAGGUCAGGGGUGACUGCGGCGGCGGGCACACUCCAGGCCCCACUUGAGUUGACGUCCGUGGCCUCGUCCCGCACCUCGGUGACCAGGUGCUCCCAGCGGGGCGGCAGCACUGCGCGGGUGGCGGCCUGCAGGCGGCGAAGCUCCGAGCUGAGCAGCAGUACCAUAGCAGGGAAGGAGGGGAAGCUGAGCAGCCAGUCCCCGAGAGCCAACACAAACACCAGCCACCGGGCCCCGUCGCUAUCAGAGAUGAUAAAGCCUAUUAUCCUGAAGAUGAAGAACAGGUACUGCGCCACGCACACCCACAGGAAGGCGAGGCUGGUCGCGCCCAGACGCCGAGGUCCUGCAGGGUUGAGGCCGCGCGCCAGCCGCUUUAGAGCUGCCACCUCCCUCACGAGGCGCGGCAGGCGGGGGCUGAGCAGCAGCAGCAGCAGACACGUGACACUGAACGCCACCUGCGAGCCCAUAUUCAACAUGAUCUUCCCGGCAAUGGCCACGACGCUCGUUUGGUGGAAGACCACGACCCUCCAGAUGGCUGCAUCGCCCACGUUCAUCCACACCUGCAGGGCCACAUUCAGCGCCAGGUGCACCACGCACCACGCCGCGGGUAGCCAACCCACGCGGCAGGCACCCUCGGGGCCCACCACCACGUACGGACACAAGCCCACCGCCUGCAGCCACCACACGCCCACGCCCAUGCCAACGUCUGUACUCGCCGCAGUGCCACGCGUGGCUCGUGGCCGCCUCUUGGGUGCCUCCUCUGCCAUCGCUGCCAUUGUCGCUGUGCCUCUGUCGCCGCUGCUCAGUUCCCGCGGCCCCUGCCAGAUGCAGGCAACGGUGGUGAUCGUAUUGGUGUUGGCUGUGUGCGCCCAAGGCCAGGAGUCUGGUUCCAGUCCCAGGGCGGCGUGUCCGUGGCCGUGCCCCGAGUACUAUCACCCCGUGUGUGGGAGUAACGGAGUGACGUACGACAACCCUUGCAAACUGUACGAGGCCGCCGCGUGUGUUAACCACUGCAUCACCCAGCGACACACCGGCAAAUGCGACUCGCCAUGCCCAGAAGCUUGCAUCGCCGUGUACCAGCCGGUGUGUGGGACUGACGGCCGCACGUACAGCAGCGCGUGCCACCUUAGCAUGGAGCGCUGCGCCAACCCGUGUGUCGAGAUGAAGCACGACGGGGAGUGUGUGUCGCCGGGUGAGCAGUGCCGCGAGAUGUGUGUGGGCGGGCACCCGGUGUGUGGCAGUGACGGGGCCACCUACAUGAGCGACUGUCACCUCUCCAACGCCGCCUGUGACAACCCGUGCAUCAAGAAGGUCGCCGACGGACAGUGUUCCCGUACCUGCGGCGACAUUUGCCCUGUGCACGUGGAUGAUGCGUCCGUGUGCGGCAGCGACGGCAUCACCUACGAGAGCGUGUGCCACUUGCAGGAGGCGGCCUGUCAGAACCCCUGCAUCACCCUGCAACACUUGGGUCCCUGCAUCACGUGCCCCAUCAUCUGUCCGCUCAACUUCGCUCCCGUGUGUGGCACUGACGGCAAGACCUACAGCAACCGGUGCCAGCUCGAUGCCGCCGCCUGCACCAACCCCUGCAUCGCCCUCCGAGCCGAGGGUGCCUGCCUUCGUGUAUGUGGUGAUGCAUGCCCUGUGCCAGCAUCAGGGAACUAUGUGUGUGGCAGUGAUGGCACCACAUACCCCAGCCAGUGCCACCUGCAGGAGGCAGCGUGCCAAAACCCCUGCCUUGUCCUGGAGCGGGAAGGCCCCUGUGAAGGAAGAGACUGCCCAGGGAUCUGCCCAUUCAACUUUGACCCUGUCUGUGGCAGUGAUGGAAAGACUUACGGCAACAUGUGUCAGCUGAAUGACGCCACGCACUGUGAGAACUCCUGCAUCACCCUCAGAGGAGUGGGGCCUUGCGGCCGUAAUUGUGGAGACUUGUGCCCGAUGACGAACCAGGUGCCAGUGUGUGGCAGUGACGAUACUACCUACCCCAGCCAGUGCCACCUAGAAGAGGCGGCGUGCCAGAACCCCUGCCUCACCCUGCAGCAUGAAGGGGCCUGUGGUGAGGGGAGGUGCUGCCUGGAGGGCAUGCUGUCCCUGCCUGACCUAAAUGUUCAGCUGUCUUGCCACGCCGGAGCCCUGCUGGCAGAGCCCAUCUCGACAACCACCCCAACCACCGCCACGGAGCUGCCCACCAACGUGCCCCACUGUCUGUUCGCUGGCCGCGGCUACCCUGUGGGGGCACGGCUGGACCACCUCUGCUUCCCCAUAGAGUGCACAAGCUAUGGCUGGGCGUAUAUGGGACAGAUCAGUGACUGCUGCCGCCACUGUCACCUCCACGGGGACAUGCACGUCUUCACCUUCGACCACCAGCUGUACAACUUCAACGGCACCUGUAACUACACAGUGGCUCAGCAAGGCGCCUCCUUCACCCCUCCGCUGGGAGUCUUCACCUGGCCCAAGACUUGCAAGGGCCGCUCCACCUGCUUCAGACACACCACCUUCAGGAAUGAUGAGCACACCAUUGUUACUGUGAACCACUACGGUCUGUUCAAGGUGAAUGUAAAUGGCUACGAGAAUCUGGUAGCAGAGAGCGGCGUGCAGGUGUUGAGGACUGGCGAUGGCGCGGCCGUGCCCGUGCUGGCGUGGCGCGGCGAUUGUGGCAUCUACCUGGCUGGCUCCUCGGGCAUUGUGCUGCUGGCCUGUCUCUUCCGCCUGGACGUGUGGGCUUCCUCCAGCCUUGUGGACCACCUGGACGGUCUGUGCGGCCACUACAACCUCAACCCGAAUGAUGACUUUAGGGCUCGCGACGGCACAACCUACCCAUCCAACAACUGGCCCCUCGCUUUCCCCCAUUCCUGGAGGACCAACGUGCAGACGGAGGCACACUGCCAUCAGCCUCACACUGGACCCAUCAACGGGGAUGACCCGUGCCCAAGUAACCCCAAGUGGCGAAGCAUCUACCAAACAACUUGCAUGAAGAUGCUGGACGCUGCUGACGGCCUCCCCACCACCCAGAUGGCCAACGGCUUCACCCCGCCCGUCUAUGACACCAACCCCUAUAUUAAUACUUGUGCUGCGGAUGUGUGUGUGAUGCACCAGGGCGGCUUCCCCGUCAAGGCCAUGGAGCAGUGGAUCUUCAUGCUCCGCCAGAACCUUGUGGUGUCCCUGAAGCUGGGCCAGAGACUGUUGGGAUCAGAUGGCAGCACCACAAUAGACCCCACAGGAGUUGCCCCACACUGCAUGAGCACCACCACCCCGGACCAAUGCACCUCCACCGCCACCACCACAGUCACCGCAAGCAUCCUGGCCACCACCACACACUUCUCAACCACCACGGUCACUACCACCACCACUACUAGCAUCACCACUACCACCACCACUUUUAUAACAAUCGUGACCUCGCCAACGUAUCCGUCCACCCCAUACACAACUACGCCCACCACCAAUCCAUAUCCCUUCCCAACCUACGACUUCUCUGAAUACAUCUCCUCUGACUAUCCGUUCCCUUCAGACUUUUAUCAGACCACUCUGUACACCACUACACACACUACCCCAAUAUACAAGUAUCCACUCGCUGAUAUCACCUUCCCAUACAUUACUGAGCACACCUCUUACCCAACCCAUAUCCCCACAUACUCAAAGACUUUCCCUACAUACCACACACCCACAUACUCGACCACUUUCCCUACAUACACCUACUCCACGUACACCUCACAGACCCCCACCUACCAUACAUACACACCCACAUACUCGCACACAUUCCCCACAUAUCCAUACCCAUCUUCCACCUCUUACACUCCUUCCUACCCUACUCCCACGCCUCCUACCACCCAUUGUACCCAGAAGGAUUGCCCUAAUCGUUGUGCCCCCGCUGGCCAGUGUCCACAAGGUAUGAUGGAGCUGCCUUGGCCAUACCUAUGUGAAGGGGAGUGUGUGUGCUGUAUCUAAGCUGUUUAAUGUUCAGCGGCUCCCCAAGUGUGGGAUAAUGUUUUAAUUAAUGUACAUAGGUGUUUAUAACUGCAGUGUUUAGUCUGAUACAAGAGUUAUGCUCCCCUGUUAAUUUUGUUUCAAAAAUAUAUCUUCUAAUUUAA
This is a messenger RNA of Eriocheir sinensis (Chinese mitten crab), 4187 nucleotides long. RefSeq lists its product as uncharacterized. The record is from RefSeq and is a predicted model, not a curated record. Gene Ontology annotation, biological process: anatomical structure development. NCBI's taxonomy places the organism in Eukaryota, Metazoa, Arthropoda, Malacostraca, Decapoda, Varunidae. The transcript has 20 exons. The coding region runs from base 1 to 4044 and encodes 1347 amino acids. Gene Ontology annotation, molecular function: protein binding; calcium ion binding; extracellular matrix binding.